UUCCAUGGGCUGGGCAGUGGAGGGAUUUUGGGAAUUCCAUGGGCUGGGCAGUGCAGGGAUUUUGGGAAUUCCAUGGGCUGGGCAGUGCCAUUCCUGCUGUUCCUCCUCCUCCUCUGCCAGGGGGACUCCUGGUGGGAUUCCCUGAGGAUCCCCCUCCCAGCCGGAUCCUGCCGGGCCCCGAGCUGGAAUAUUACACCCAGAGAUUCCGGAAAUCCGGCUUCAGGGGGCCCCUGAACUGGUACCGGAACAUCCGAACCAACUGGAACUGGGCCCUCUCGACCAGGGACAGGAAGAUCCCGCUGCCGGCUCUGAUGGUGACGGCCGGGAAGGACCCGGUGCUGCUUCCCAGCCUCAGCAAGGGCAUGGAAAACUGGAUCCCGCGGCUGCGCCGGGAGCACCUGGAGGAAUGCGGGCACUGGACGCAGAUGGAAAGGCCGGCCGAGGUGAACAGGAUCCUGCUGGAGUGGCUGGAAGGGCUCCCGCCGGACGUCCCUUUUCCCGGGAAUUCCCGGCUGUGAACAGGAGCCUUUCCUGGAUUUCCCUUCCCUUUUCCCGGGAAUUCCCGGCUGUGAACAGGAGCCUUUCCCACCUUUCCCUUCCCUUCCCUUUUCCCGGGAAUUCCCGGCUGUGAACAGGAGCCUUUCCCGGAUUUCCCUUCCCUCCAUCCCCUUUUCCCGGGAAUUCUUGGCUGUGAACAGGAGCCUUUCCCACCUUUCCCUUCCCUUUUCCCGGGAAUUCCCAGCUGUGAACAGGAGCCUUUCCCGCCUUUCCCUUCCCUCCAUCCCCUUUUCCCGGGAAUUCCCGACUGUGAACAGGAGCCUUUCCCGCCUUUCCCUUCCCUUCCCUUUUCCUGGGAAUUCCCGGCUGUGAACGGGAGCCUUUCCCAGCUUUCCCUUCCUUCCAUCCCCUUCUCCUGGGAAUUCCCAGCUGUGAACGUGAAUCUUUCCCAGCUUUCCCUUCCCUUCCCUCCGUCCCUUUUCCCUGGAAUUCCCAGUUGUUACCCACAGCCUUUCCCGGCUUUCCCUUUCCCUCCAUCCCCUUCUCCCGGGACCCAGGGCUUGGAAUUCCCGUUGGAAUUGUGCCUUUGCCCUUGGAAUUGUGCCUUUGCCACUGGAAUUGUGCCUUUGCCCUUGGAAUUGUGCCUUUGCCCUUGGAAUUGUCCCUUUGCCCUUGGAAUUGUGCCUUUGCCCUUGGAAUUGUGCCUUUGC
This is a messenger RNA of Manacus vitellinus (golden-collared manakin), 1208 nucleotides long. RefSeq names its product bifunctional epoxide hydrolase 2. Gene Ontology annotation, cellular component: peroxisome. Gene Ontology annotation, biological process: cholesterol homeostasis; phospholipid dephosphorylation. Lineage: Eukaryota; Metazoa; Chordata; Aves; Passeriformes; Pipridae. The coding region runs from base 39 to 518 and encodes 159 amino acids. The record is from RefSeq and is a predicted model, not a curated record. Gene Ontology annotation, molecular function: magnesium ion binding; lipid phosphatase activity. The transcript is spliced from 5 exons.